AUGGUUCUUCAAGAUCUAGGUCGGCGCAUCAACGCCGCAGUAACAGAUCUUACAAGGUCUAGCAAUUUAGAUGAAAAGGCAUUUGAUGGCAUGAUCAAGGAGAUCUGUUCCGCGUUACUCGAGGCCGACGUAAAUGUACGAUUAGUAGGGAAUCUGCGAAAAUCUAUCAAAGCAUCAGUGAAUUUCAAAGAACUUGCCCCGGCUGUUAAUAAGAAGCGACUCAUUCAAAAAGCUGUAUACGAUGAAUUAGUCAAACUUGUGGAUCCCCAUGCCGAACCUUUCAAGCCAAAGAAAGGCAAAGCGAAUGUUAUCAUGUUUGUUGGAUUGCAGGGAGCUGGAAAGACUACGACAUGUACGAAAUUGGCAAAAUGGUAUCAGUCGAGGGGUUUCAAGGCUUGUUUAGUAUGCGCGGAUACCUUUCGUGCAGGUGCUUUCGAUCAGUUAAAGCAGAACGCUACGAAGGCUAAGAUACCUUACUAUGGUUCUCUCACACAAACGGAUCCCGCAGUAGUGGCAAAAGAGGGCGUGGAUAAGUUCAAGAAAGAGAAGUUCGAGAUCAUCAUUGUGGAUACCAGUGGAAGACAUCGACAAGAGGACGCAUUAUUCCAAGAAAUGGUGGAAAUUCAAAAAGCUGUGAAGCCUGAUCAAACCGUGAUGGUAUUGGAUGCCAGUAUAGGACAACAAGCCGAGGCGCAAAGUAAAGCCUUUAAGGAGACUGCCGACUUCGGUGCUAUUAUUAUUACCAAAACUGAUGGACACGCAAGUGGAGGUGGUGCAAUUUCCGCAGUUGCAGCAACUCAUACGCCUAUCGUAUUUAUCGGAACAGGAGAACACAUGCUUGAUUUGGAAAAGUUCUCACCCACUCAAUUUGUUUCCAAACUACUUGGUAUGGGAGAUAUGCAAGGACUCAUGGAACACGUUCAGUCUCUCAAAUUAGAUCAGAAAGAUACUAUGAAGCACAUCGUGGAAGGCCUUUUUACGGUUCGUGACCUCCGCGAUCAAUUAUCUAAUAUCAUGAAGAUGGGACCUCUUUCAAAAAUGGCUGGUAUGAUCCCCGGAAUGGGCUCCAUGAUGCAAGGGAUGGACGAUGAGGAUGGCGCCAUGAAGCUCAAACGUAUGAUAUACAUUUGUGAUUCGAUGACAGCCAAAGAACUCGAUUCCGAUGGAAAGAUGUUCAUUGAUCAGCCCACUAGAAUGACAAGGAUAGCUUGCGGAAGUGGUACAAGUGUGAGGGAAAUAGAGGACCUAUUAACUCAACAUAAAAUGAUGGCAGGUAUGGCAAAGAAGAUGGGUGGAAAUAUGAAGAAUAUGCAGAAAGCACAAGGGGCGAUGGGAGGCGGAAACAAACAACAACAGAUGGCUGCUAUGCAAAAGAGACUGGCCUCGAUGGGAGGUGGUCCAGGUGGUGCAGGUGGAAUGCCAGAUAUUGGUAGCAUGAUGAAGAUGCUAGGAGGCGGUGGAGCUGGAGGCAUGCCCGGCGGUAUGCCUGAUAUGUCCAGUCUUAUGAAAAUGAUGGGAGGUGGUGGCGGUAUGCCCGGUAUGCCAGCAAUGCCUGGUAUGGGAGGUACUCGUCCAGGAGGUAAAGGUAGAAGAUAA
Molecule: messenger RNA, 1596 nt
Organism: Sclerotinia borealis F-4128
Lineage: Eukaryota; Fungi; Ascomycota; Leotiomycetes; Helotiales; Sclerotiniaceae
Source: the annotation of a GenBank genome assembly